Cynocephalus volans (Philippine flying lemur) is the source of this 1821-nucleotide messenger RNA. It is a transcript of the gene ZNF214, whose product is annotated as zinc finger protein 214. The coding region runs from base 1 to 1821 and encodes 606 amino acids. The transcript is spliced from 2 exons. Gene Ontology annotation, molecular function: DNA-binding transcription factor activity, RNA polymerase II-specific; RNA polymerase II cis-regulatory region sequence-specific DNA binding. The record is from RefSeq and is a predicted model, not a curated record. Gene Ontology annotation, biological process: regulation of transcription by RNA polymerase II. NCBI's taxonomy places the organism in Eukaryota, Metazoa, Chordata, Mammalia, Dermoptera, Cynocephalidae. Gene Ontology annotation, cellular component: nucleus.
AUGGCGGUAACAUUUGAAGAUGUCACUGUUAUUUUUACUUGGGAGGAGUGGAAAUUCCUGGAUUCUUCUCAGAAAAAGCUCUACAGGGAGGUCAUGUGGGAGAACUACACAAAUGUCAUGUCAGUAGGACACUGGAAUGAGAGCUACAAACCCCAAGGACAAAGAUUCAGAUAUUUAGAAUAUGAAAAUUUUUCCUGCUGUCAAGGCUGGCAGAAUGCUGGCUUUCAGAUAUAUGAAAGUCAGAACUAUGAGGAGAUUGUUCAACAGGUUGAUUCCAAAGACCCAACUCAGCAAGACCUUUCCCAGUGUCGAGAAUGGUUAAUACUCUCCACUCAAGUACCAGGGUAUGGGAACUAUGAACUGACUUUUGAAGGCAAAAGUCCCAGGAACUUAAAAUAUAAAAAGUUUAUACCUUGGCAGUCCUUAGAAACAAAAACCGCUCAAGACAAUGGUAGAAAAAUCUACCUCAGUGAUUUACAUGGUUUUCAAGGGCGUAGAUACCAUCUUGGCAUAUCCAGGAAAAAUCUCUCCAUGAAAAAAGAACAGAAGCUCAUAGUUCAGCAUUCUUGCAUCCCAAUGGAGGAAGCCCUUCCAGAGUACUUUGGGGAGAUAUGCCAAAAUGACCUGCUGAAAGACCCAAUGGAAGAGAAACACUGUGGCUGUAAUAAAUGUGAAGAAAUUUAUUAUUGGAACUCAGAGUGUGUUCACCACAAGAGAAAUCAAUUUGGAGGAAAGCUCUAUCAGUGCUCCAUCAGCACAGCAUACUUCUCUCAGAGAUCAGACUUGUACAGACAUCCAAGAAUCCACAUAGGUGAGAAGCUGUAUGGAUGUGAUGAAGUUGGCAGCAACGUUAGUCAGAGCUCAGGAGUUCACUUUCAUCAGAGAGUUCACACAGGGGAGGUACCUUGUAUCUGCAAUGCAUGUGGUAAGAGCUUCAAUCAGAUUUCUGGUCUUCACAAUCAUCAAAGAGUGCACACAGAAGAGAAACUCUAUAAAUUUGAGUGUGAUAAGGACCCCAGUAAAAAUUCAUUGCUUCACAUUCACCAGAGACUUCACAUAGGAGAAAAGCCUUUUAAGUGCGAUCAGUGUGGUAAGAGUUUUAGUCGGAGUUCAGUACUUCAUGUUCAUCAGAGAGUCCACACAGGAGAGAAACCAUAUAAGUGUGAUGAGUGUGGUAAGGGCUUCAGUCAGAGCUCAAAUCUUCGAAUUCAUCAGUUAGUACACACAGGAGAGAAGUCCUAUAAAUGUGAUGACUGUGGUAAGGGCUUUACCCAGCGCUCAAAUCUUCAAAUUCACCAGAGAGUGCAUACAGGAGAGAAGCCUUAUAAAUGUGAUGACUGUGGAAAGGACUUCAGUCACAGCUCAGAUCUUCGCAUUCAUCAGAGGGUCCAUACAGGAGAGAAACCCUAUACAUGUCAUCAGUGUGGGAAGGGCUUCAGCAAGAGUUCAAAGCUUCACACUCAUCAAAGAGUACAUACUGGAGAGAAACCCUAUAAAUGUGAAGAGUGUGGUAAGGGAUUCAGUCAGCGUUCACAUCUCCUCAUUCAUCAGAGAGUCCAUACAGGAGAAAAACCCUAUAAAUGUGAUGAUUGUGGAAAAGGCUUUAGUCACAGCUCUAAUCUUCACAUUCAUCAGAGGGUUCAUACAGGAGAGAAGCCUUAUCAAUGUGCUAAGUGUGGUAAGGGUUUCAGUCACAGCUCAGCUCUUCGAAUUCAUCAAAGAGUCCACACAGGAGAGAAACCUUAUAAAUGCCAUGAGUAUUAUAAGGGAUUUGAUCAUAAUUCACAUCUUCACAGUAAUCACAGAAGAGAAACUUUAUAA